CAAGCAAUUCUUUAUUGGGGCCGCAGUCAGUGACUAGCGUAUUUGACAACUUUAGUAAAAUAUUUAAAGUUAAGAAACAUUAUUGUGCUUUGUUGUACCUGAGGUAGGGUGAACUAGGGUUAAGUCCCUAGUGGAUGCAAAACAGUGAAGCAGUCGGCUGCUGGAUGGUAGCUGCAUGAUUAAUGGCCUGAAUGGAGGAGAUUUGAAUAUCCCGCCCUGCCAGGCGACUCCCCCCCCAACGCAGUCAGUGCUGUGUCGGGAGCUCCGCUCACACGGUGCGCUGAGAGAGAGCGAGCACUGGAGCAACAUUUAAAAGCAACUUCGGUGUAUUACGGAGCUUGUAGGCUGUUUACAACGAGGAGCCGACGCACAACACUUUACCUGAGUGGAGUGGUUUAUCUAGUUUUCCAUUUUUCUGGAAAUGUGUCGCUUGGAGAACUAGGAGCGGACAGCUCUGCACACCGAAGCCGGGAUGAGUGGGAGCUCCGCGGUGUCCGGCGCGGCGCCCUGCCGCUUCGCUCACUACUUUGUUAUUUGUGGGAUAGACACAGAAACCGGACUGGAACCGGACGAGUUAGCAGCUUUGUACCAGUGGCUAGAAGCAGACCGCCAAGGCAGGGAUCCUGAUACUGCGGCCACAGGUGAAAACUUUGAGCAAAGCCCCCUGAAGAGGACGUUCAAGUCCAAAGUCCUAGCACGCUACCCUGAGAACGUGGAGUGGAACCCCUUCGACCAGGAUGCUGUCAACAUGCUAUGUAUGCCUAAAGGGCUCUCGUUCAGGACGCAGGCUGACCAGCGUGAUCCACAGUUCCACUCCUUCAUCAUCACAAAGGAGGACGGCUCUCGGACCUACGGCUUCGUCCACACCUUCUACGAGGAGGUGACCAGCCCACAGAUCUGCUCUGCCAUGCAGACCCUCUACCAGAUGCACAAUGCCUCCACCAACCCCCCUUCUUCCUCCUCCUCUGCCUCCUCCUCUUCCUCCUCCAGCAUGGACUCUCUGGCCAGCAGUUUAGACGAGACCGACUCCCCGACAUCCUCAUCCUCCUCAUCUUCGUCUCGCAGGGCAGGUGUAUACGACUCUUCGCGGGACACCCUCUAUGUGUCCAAGGCCUUAUGUCUGAUCACACCCAUGCCCUUCAUGCUUGCCUGCCGUCGCUUCUUGUCGCAGCUGCACAGGGCUGUUACUGCAGCCACCGCCCCCCCGCUGCCACUGGAGAGCUACAUUCACAACAUCCUGUACGAGGUACCGCUGCCUGCUCCGGGACGCUCGCUCAAGUUCCAUGGUGUGUACGAACCCAUCGUGUGCCAGAGGCCUGGGCUGGGGGAGCUGCCGCUGGCUGACUUCCCCCUCGCAGAGGCCUUCAGUCUACUGGGCGUGGAGAACCUGGUCCAGGUGUUCACCUGCACCCUGCUGGAGAUGCAGAUCCUUCUAUACUCACAAGACUUCCAGCGGUUGAUGACAGUGGCCGAGGGCAUCACCACCCUGCUGUUUCCCUUCCAGUGGCAGCACGUCUAUGUUCCCAUCCUGCCAGCCUCUCUCCUCCACUUCCUGGAUGCUCCUGUUCCCUACCUGAUGGGCCUGCAGUCCAAAGAGGGCACUGACCGCUCUAAACUGGAGCUUCCUCAGGAGGCCAACCUGUGUUUUGUUGACAUUGACAAGCACUACAUUGAGCUUCCAGAGGACUUUCCCCACUUCCCCAACAAGGCUGAGUUCAUCCAGGAGCUCAGCGAGGUGCUGCUUAGCUUCGGAAUUUCUGCCAACACAGGGGCCCCACCACGGACCCGCACCAGCCCCGGCAGCACCCCCUCCACCCCUGGCAGAGAGCGUAAGACUGUCGCUUUCCGGCAGCUAGAGGACGAUGGACGUAAUGGCAAUUUGGCUGGGGAGGAACUGGCUGUGCUGGAGCUGCUGCAGGGAAACGCCACCCUGGAGAGACUGCAGGCGCUGACCAAACGCACUGGGGUGACGGUGGCCCGCGUGGACGCCCUGAGGGCCGGAGUCAAAGCCCAGGGCACUGAGGGGCAAGGAGGCCGGACUGCAGCCGAAGAGGAGGAGCUAAGGAACGCCAAGCUGAACAUCCAGCUGAGAGAGGUGUUCGCCAGCCGCUUCACCACCAUGUUUGCAGACUACGAAGCCUUUGUCAUCCAGAGCGCCCCGGACCUGGAGUCCUGGCUCACCAACAGGGAGCAGAUGCACAACUUUGACAAGGCCUCGUUCCUGUCUGACCAGCCGGAGCCCUACCUGCCCUUCCUCUCCCACUUCAUUGAGACGCAGAUGUUUGCCACCUUCAUCGACAACAAGAUCAUGUCACAGUGGGAGGAGAAGGAGCCACUGCUCCGGGUUUUUGACUCUCGCAUCGACAAGGCCCGCCUUUACAACGUCCGCGCUCCCAGCCUCAGAUCCUCCAGCUACCAGAGGUGCUCCAUCCUCAAGGAGUCUGCUCAGGCCAUCGAGCAGCGGCUGAUGAAGAUCGACCACACCGCCAUCCAUCCACACCUGCUGGACAUGAAGAUCGGUCAGGGCAAAUAUGAGCAGGGAUUCUUCCCUAAACUGCAGGCUGACGUGCUCAACACGGGGCCGCCCAAUAACAAGUGGGCUCAUAGGACGGCGACAGCUCAGCGAAGGAAAGACCGUCACAGACAACAAACGGAGCACCUGAACCUCGACAACGACCUGAAAGAGAAGUAUAUGCAGGAGGCCCGCGGCCUGGGGAAGAACCUUCGACAGCCCAAGCUGUCUGAUCUGUCUCCCGCCGUCAUCGCCCAGACCAACUGGAAGUUUGUGGAGGGGCUGCUCAAGGAGUGUCGCAUGAAGACCAAGCGGAUGCUGGUGGAGAAGAUGGGCCGGGAGGCGGUGGAGCUGGGCCAUGGUGAGGCCAACAUCACUGGACUGGAGGAGAACACUUUAAUUGCCAGCCUGUGUGACCUGCUGGAGAGGAUCUGGAGCCACGGGCUCCAGGUCAAACAGGGGAAAUCGGCCCUGUGGUCUCACCUGCUGCACUACCAGGCCAGAGAGGAGAAGCUGGAGCAGCAACAGGCAGAGUCAGCAGUGCCACAUGUUCCUGAGAGGAGGAAAUCUGAUUGUUCCAUAGCGAUGCCGUGUCUACAUGUGUCUCUCAUACAGGAUAUGAGGCACAUCCAGAGUAUGUCAGAGAUAAAGACAGAUGUGGGACGAGCAAGAGGCUGGAUUCGCCUGUCCCUGGAGAAGAAGCUGCUCUCUCAGCACCUUAAACAACUGCUGUCCCGACAAGCCUUAACCAAGAAGCUGUACAAGCGUUACGCUUUCCUGCGCUGCGAGGAGGAGAAGGAACAGUUCCUCUUCCACCUGCUCUCUCUCAAUGCUGUCGACUACUUCUGCUUCACCAGCGUCUUCACCACCAUCAUGAUCCCGUAUCGAGUCGUCAUCAUCCCCAUCAAGAAACUGAGCAACGCCAUGACCACCUCCAACCCCUGGGUGUGUGUGUCAGGAGAGCUGGGAGACUCGGGCAUCAUGAAGAUCCCCAAAAACGUCCUAGAGAUGACCUUCGAUUCUGCUUUCAGGCCUCACACACACAUCUCCGCCUUGUUCAAGUGCCAGAACCUGGGGAAGCUGACCACUGUGCAGCUGGGUCAUGAUAAUGCAGGCCUCCUGGCUAAGUGGCUGGUGGACUGUGUGAUGGUGCGCAAUGAGAUCACAGGACACACCUACAGGUUUCCAUGUGGUCGGUGGCUUGGUAAGGGCGUAGACGACGGGAGCCUGGAGCGGGUCCUGAUCGGUGAGCUGGUGGUGCCCAGUGGAGAGGAGGAUUCUGGGAGAGCCUGCCGUACACCCCCGCUGCAGCGCUCGCCAUCCCAGACCAGACGGAUCAGCAUCACGGCACUGUCUGGACGGGGAUACAAACCCACUUCAGCCCAAAUCCAAGAGGCCAUCGGGGAGGCUGUGAACAACAUCCUCAAACACUUCCACAAGCCAGAGAAAGAGAGAGGCAGCCUGACCGUCCUGCUCUGUGGGGAGAACAGCUUGGUGGCAGCUCUGGAACAGUUCUUUCAUUACGGCUUCAAGUCUGCCCGCCUCUUCCAGAAGACUGUGUUUGUGUGGGACUUUGUGGAGAAGGCCGUUGCCUACAUGGAGUCAGCUGACCAGAUGGGAGACCUUCAGGAGACCGCGGAGCCCCUGGGGAUGACCUGUCAAUCACUCUGUCACUAUGUCAACGCGGUCAACUCCACUCCUAGGAACAUCGGCAAGGAUGGGAAGUUCCAGCUGAUGGUCUGCCUCGGAGCCAGAGACCGUCUGCUGCCCCAGUGGCUCCCCCUGCUGGUGGAGUGCCCGGUUAUCCUGCGAAUGUACGAGGACACAGCCCUGCUCAGAGACCGCACCACUGUCAACGCACUUAUCGGCGUCCUGGAAACGUUGCACGACUUCCCCAUCACACUGGAAGCCUCACUGGUCAAAGGCAUCGACCUUUAGGCCAAGGAGGGACCACCAGGCUACCAUUCAGCUCUACAUUUUCCUUCAAAAACCUACCACUACCACCAACUUCAUUUACUCCAGCACUGUUGGCUCUGGGAUUAGACACAUGACCAGGAAGGGAGGAAAUGAGGGACAAGCGGUUUGGUUACCAAAGCAAAAAGUUCCACUGCUUCAUGUGAGAAGUUGGGGCUUUGGAUCAAUCUGAAGCCUGGAUGCAGUAUUAUCUCUCUAAAAACUUUCAAUUAAAUUACAACCAGUGCUUAAUCAGGUUUUACAUCAUUAACUACAAAUACGUCACAUUACUGUGGACAAUUUCCAAACACUUUCAGGUUGAUUUUCUGCCUUCCAGGCAGCCAUUGGUUUCACUUUGUUUCAUGACGUUAAAAAUCGUCUUGAAGCCACGUGAAGUUUGCUGGGGAUUUGUAAUCCAUCGUAAUAUUUCAUAUUUUUCAUAUUGUCAACAAAUCCCAUGAAAAGACUCAAACCAACAAUGUGGUAGUCCCUUUCUUAAUACUCUCUGACUUCCCCACUCUGUCUGUGGCUCUCAGCUUCAAGCCCAUUGGUUCCUACUGAAAACAGAAAUAUUUAAAAGCAACCCACAAAUAUAUAUUAUUAUUUCUAUAAAAAAGUUUAGCUAUCUCCUAAAACAGCUGCUAAAUGUAGUUUUUACUUUACGCAAACAGAAGGAAAUAGAGCAUUUGUUGGGGACUAUUUUCAGCAGCGGAUUAAUCCAAUUAAUGUGGUGCUCAAUUGAGAAUUUGGGGCAGCAGGACAGUGUGUGGGACUGAGUCAGAAUAAAAUACAGUGUGUGUGUUCAUGGUCAUGAAGGAACAUGUCACCCAGUGCAGCAGUGAGGCUCACUGAUAGUUUAAUAGUUCCUGAAACACAGUCUAUGGCUCAGAGGACGAAGAGACAUCAAAUACUUGUUAGUAGGAUCACUUCAUUGUUUGGGUCAUUUCAUGUGAUGACUACAAGAAAAAUAUAGAAUAUCACCAGAUUAUUGUCCCUGCUCUCAACAGCAUUAACAUGUAAUGCUAAUGUAAUUUCACAGUGUACUGUAAUAAACUGAGAAUAGCAGCUUAGAAAGAGAAAAAUCCAUCUAAAACAUUUUUAAGAAUGCUUCAGAAAACUAGAGACAAGAAGAUAAACAGUGAAAUAUGCAACUGGUGUGGUUUUUUAAAACGUUAGUAGAAGCAGCCAUUUCCUGUGUGCUAGCUGUGUAGCCUAGCCCACCUUCUGUAGGUACAGCUGCAUAAACUGAGCGAUAAAAUCUCUUUGUUCGCUUGCAACUGGGCGUUACGGUGCCACCAUCCCCACACCCUAAUUAGCGUUAGCAGUAGCGAGCAUGCCUAUAGAAUGAGCCUAUGUGGAAAGAAGAGACAACCUCAGGAAGAGACAGAGCGGUCACUGACCCACGGAAACAAGGAUUAUGACAAAGAUGGUGAUGGACGGACUCUCGUACAGUGUAGCGUUCUCUCUUUCUGUUAAUUCGCUGGACUUUUGUUGGGCAUUUUCUCUACUUUCAGUCUGUGGGUGAACACAAAAACUGAUCUCAGUGAUGUGGUUCGGUAGCUUAACCUGUGGCUUCAUGGACAUUCCUACCAGACUGCAGGGACCGCCUGGUUGGUUUUAAAUGGUGUGUGUGUGUGUCCAAGUGUGUGUUUGAGUGUGUAUCAUAUUUCACAAAUGUAUGUGCUCUGGUGUGUGUGUUUGCCUUCCAUUUAUUUUCUUCCAACUUCAGCGAAAUCUACUGUGUAAAACAAUCUGAACUCAGGGUCUACUUACUAGCUUUUUCUGGAGCUUACUCAGCUGUCAUCAUAUGACUUAAAUAUGGAUAUUUAUGGUUGAAAGCUCUGGCAAAGGCUAGUGAGAGGAGUGUGAGUUAAGAUUAUUUUGCCAAAAUACUAUUCGUAAGGUCAAGAAUGAACGUUUACGCAAGCAAGCAAAAUGGAACUUUUUCUAAAUCAGUGGUUCUCAAACUGGGAGGACGUUGAUGUUGUGUUGAGCAGACCUAAAGUUGCAUGAAUAUGAUUCAUGUGGUGACAAACAAAAGCGCUCUGAUGCUAGCAAGGCUGUUUUACUAACCUGAAUCUUGAUUCAUUACCUGCCACUAGAUGAAUAACACGACGUCCCUUUAAAUCAAAGUUUGUUGUAUGGAGGGUUAGUUCAGAUCCUGCAUCACAAUGUGACAUCAAUGUAAACACAUGCUGCUAUUUCCAAGAGUGUAUGUCUGUAUGCCGCACUGUAAAUGCCAUCAUUGUUUUUGAAGAAAUAGUUCUACAUUAUGGGAAAUACACACAUUGGCUUUGUUCCAGAAAGUAAGAUGAAAAGCUUGAUCAAUCAGUCAUCUAAUGGAGGAGGACGAUUGAGAUUCCUUCUCAGACUACAGCUGACUGAGUUAAUUUGGUACAUGAACAAGGCAUGUACCAAAGAAUGAAAAGAUUGAUCAAUCAAUCUCACGUCUCUGUUAUAAAAUAGAGCUGGACUCCAGGCGUGUUACACCUCUGAUCAAGUGUGUAUUCAUUCGUCCAGAAAUUCUGUGCCGAGUCUUAAGUUACAAUAAUCGUGAGCACAGGUUUUGGUCUGUGUACAAACACUGUGGUACCAAACCAUGCUCUGACAGCAAAGCAGCUUCCAGUAAGCUAGGCUAACCGUGUCCUCCAGCCCUGUCCACUCAGUGGACAGACAUAAGAUUUAAAUCCAUCCUCUCAUCUUUCCCUAAAUGUUGAACUAUAGUAGCAUUAGUUUGAUAAAGCUUAGCAGGACAAACAAAUGAAUACUUAACAGCAGGCAUCAGUUUUUUUCACACCUUGGAAGUUCAAACUCAGUUCAGUAAUGUGUAGGUUGUUGAAAAAAAUACAUAUUUUUUUAAGAAUAAGGUUGGUGUUAUGCUGUAUUUUUCACUGUCAACAAAUUCAAUGAAAAAAACACAAACAAUGAACUGGCCACCAUACCCUGUCUGUUGUAAAAUACAUAAAUCUUUAAGAACACCUCACAAAAGUAUGGUUUUGUUGUCAUCCUAAAACAGCUGGUCACUGUAGUCUUUACCAAUUGUCACUCACAAGAGAAAAUGGUGCUUUUGUUGGGACUAUUUUCAGCAAUGGAUUAAUACGCAGUUCAUAAUUAGGCACCAGGACGUGUUUUUUUUCUGUGGGGUUUAUUUUUUUAUUUAUUAAUUUUUGUCUACCUUUGCAUUCAUUGUUGGUUUGGGUCUUUUCGUGGGAUUUGUUGACAAUAAGAAAACUAUAAAAUAUACAGAACAGCCUUGUGAGGAAGUUUCAGAUCAGUGCGUGAUGUUCAAACUUUUAACUGCAAUGUUACAUGAAUGCAACACGGCCUCUAGAUAUAAAAGUAGGGACAAUGUCUUACUAUUCAUUUAUGAUGUAAGAAUUUCAUUCAGCCCCCACCUCCUCCAAACACAGACAAACUUCAUAUUUUCUCUACUUUAGCGGCAGCCAACAGAGAUGGGUGGAAACUAUUUUUCUUCAGACAGAUUUUUAUUCCCCCUGAAACUUUUGCUGCAUGAGGUUUUGCCACUGUUGCCACGUACUACUGUCGAAAUGAAUCCUUUCUGAGAAGCAUGUUAUCAUGUAGACUGAGCUGUAAUUAUUGUGACCUUCUCUAAUUAAUUCUAGAUGGUAGGUGAGUUUUGAGGGGACAAAAAGUGGACAUCUUUGCAGCUCAGUUCCCUGUAGUAUUUUUGCUGUUUGAGUCUGUGAAGGACAUACAGCCUGUCAUUUUGCUUUGAAUGUCUUGAUUUCAUGUAUUUAUUAAUUUAAUAUUAAUCCAUGGCAGGUUGGCAGUAGCACUGGUAUUAUAAGUUUGAUUAAACCGGUGGAAUAACUGGAAACAUUGCUGUUAGGCCACUUCAUGUGUUUUUAUCAUGUUUUAACCCUCUGUGCUUCUGCUGCUGUGUCCCUGAUGCCUCACCUACAGGACAAGCACAAUAACAAAUUCCUCUGUCACAUCCUGGAUUUGUUUGUGUACAAACUCUUUGCUGAUGGCUAUAAGGCAAACUUCUAGAGGACGGUUGAGAUUCCUCCUUAGGCUACUGAACACUUUGCUUAAUUAAUUUGGAACAUGGACAUGUCACAUGUGGUAUUAACCCUGAGUGCGUCUGCUCAAACAGCGAACAGGAAAUGCAACUGACAGCCAUGCAGUGGCUGUGCAUCCUGUUCUUGGCAAGAACACCACGGGACAAACAGAGCUUCAUGUCUGUGGACUGAGUACUCUGUUAUAUUUAUUAUGCCUAUUUCAAUAAAAAAAACACUGUGUGUGUUAAAGGCG
Molecule: messenger RNA, 8740 nt
Organism: Micropterus dolomieu (smallmouth bass)
Lineage: Eukaryota; Metazoa; Chordata; Actinopteri; Centrarchiformes; Centrarchidae
Gene: dennd5b
Product: DENN/MADD domain containing 5B
Exons: 23
Coding region: 473-4450 (1325 amino acids)
Molecular function (GO): guanyl-nucleotide exchange factor activity; small GTPase binding
Source: RefSeq, a predicted model, not a curated record